Messenger RNA from Peromyscus californicus insignis, 2942 nucleotides. RefSeq names its product testis expressed 38 (gene Tex38). The coding region runs from base 2149 to 2790 and encodes 213 amino acids. The record is from RefSeq and is a predicted model, not a curated record. NCBI's taxonomy places the organism in Eukaryota, Metazoa, Chordata, Mammalia, Rodentia, Cricetidae. The transcript is spliced from 3 exons.
CUGAAGCUUCUCUUUUUUGGUUCUAUUUGCAGAAGGUCCUAUUGGCCUUCAUAAUACCUAUGAAGUAGGUAUUACCCUCAUUUUACAGAUGGGAGAGCUAAACUGGCUGCAAAUUGUUGCGAUACCAAGUUCCACCUAAGAGCUGAGCUCUUUUUAAAACGCGUUGCCUCUGAAGUCUGGGUUCCUUCUGGUUCCUGGCAUGUUUUUUUUGUUUGUUUGUUUGUUUGUUUUUGUUUUGUUUUGCUUUUUUGUUUUUCGAGACAGGGUUUCUCUGUGUAGUUUUGGUGCCUGUCCUGGAUCUCGCUCUGUAGACCAGGCUAGCCUCGAACUCACAGAGAUCCGCCUGUGAGUGCUGGGAUUAAAAGCGUGCGCCACCAACGCCUGGUUCCUGGCAUGUAAUUGAACUACUCUCAGAGAUACUAGGAAUUGUCCUUGACAAAUCUUUAUUCAGGCUCUUUUUUCAUCCUUAGAAUGUAUCGGUCCCUCCAACCCCCAACCAAAAUGCCACCAUCUUCUUCACCUGCUGAACCAGAUAUGAGCUUAGGGACAAUGACAUCAUCUCUGUCUCACCUGCUGCCAGCAUGAGUGUAUCCUAUGUGAGGGCAGUCCCAUGGAAGUCCUUAUCUGGGCCUCAGUUGAUAGGAACCUCUCCUGAGGCAGGAACAGAGCCUCCAAACUGUUCAAUGCAGCCUGUCAUUAGACAUCAGACUCCCAGUGCUGGAACAACGCAGUGGGUGAUUAUGAAAGUCUCACUUUGCUCACCUGUACCUGGCUCAGAAUUCCUGGGUCAGGUUUCUUGCACGUGUUGUUUUCUCUGCUCAAAUACUACCUCCUCCUCAUCUACAACUCAGUUCAAAUCUCAGCACUUCAGAGAUACCUCUCUUGAUGAACCUUCUCACUAUUAAAAAAAAUUAUGUGUGUUGAGGUUAGGGGAGGCAAUUGUACGGCAGUGAGAAGACAGUCUGUGGAGUAGGUUCUCUCCUUUCUUCUUUCUGUGGGUUCCAGGGAUCCAAUGCAGUCACCAGGCUCACAUGGCAAGUGCCUUUAACCUGCUGAGCCAUAUCCCCCUCACCCCCCUUUAGAGUCUAUAUUUACUCUACUUCCCCCUGUUAUCUCACUCUACCUUUUACAGAAGUUAUCAUUAUCUAACGCUUUAGGUCUGUGGUGGUUUGAGGGAGAAAUGUCUCCCACAGACUCGGGUAUUUGAACACUUACUAGGUUCCCUGUUGGGGGAGGCCGUGAACCUUUAGGAGGUGGAGCCUUGCUGGUGGACGUAUAUCACAGGGGGCAGGCUUCGAGAGUUUGUAGGCUUGCCUCACUUUCAGUUAUUGCUUCCUGUUCCUGCAUAUGGAAGGGAUGUGAUCUCAGCUUCUUGACCCAUCCACCUGCUACCAUGCCUCCCCUGUCAUUACAGACUCUCUUUCUGGAACUGUAAGACAAAAAGAUCCUUGUUCUAAAAAUUGCCUCAGUCAUGGUUUUUUAAAUUUUUUUUUUUGUCGUAGCAACAGAAAAGUAACUAAUGCAAGCACCGUAUUUUCAUAAAUCCAUGGAGUUUACAUUUUAGUAGUAAAAGAUAAGUGACAGUGCUUGUAUGUAAAAAGAACAAAGGAAGAUGAGGGGCACAAAUAGGGAGAUUGCCCAAGCAAGAGAUCUGAGUGAAACAAGGGACUGAUUUAUAUGGAGACUUGCAGGAACUGACUAGCUAAGGGGAACAGCAAAUGCAAACGUGAUUAUACUAUUGUGAAACAGUAAGAGGUUAUCCCAGUGGGUGAGGGUACAGAGGUAGAGAUGACACUGAGUUGGGUGGUUAAAUUGAUCAGGGCUUUGGAGGCUGUGGUUAAGAACUGGCUUUUAAUCUGAAUGAGAUGGGAUGUUGCCAUAGGCUUUGAGCAGAGGAGUACAUGGCCUACUCUUCAAAGGAUCGUCCUGACUGCUGGAAUUUGCUCCAAAAUGUGGAGCAAAAAUGGAAACUUCCAAGGCAGGACUACUCCACAAACAUGGCCCCUGGAAUGCCCAGUGGACAGAACCUGGUGACCUUUCCUUUAGAGAACAAUGAGGCCUGGGCCUUCUGAGGACUCCUAUUGGUGGAGAGAGGUGAAUUUCCUCUCCCCAGAGCGACAGGCUGGAUGCCAAGGCUGACUGACCUCUAUGGAUUCUCAAAAGGAGGACCUGAGCCUCCCUGGCAUGUGGAUCUCCUUGUGCGUUGGAUUCCUGGGGCUGUGUUCCUCGCUAAUAGGCAGCUGCAUUCUCUUUCUGCACUGGAAGAAGAACUUGCAGAGAGAAGAACAUGCCCAGCAGUGGGUGGAAGUGAUGAGAGCUGCCAUGUUCGCCUACAGCCCACUGUUGUACUGGAUAAACAAGCGGCGUCACCAUGGCAUGAGUGCAGCCAUUAACACUGGCCCUCCCCCUGCUGUCACCAAGACGGAGACCCAAGUUCAGAAUCCAGAUUCUUUGUGGGAGCUGAAUAUCUCUGAAGGCAGAAACUAUGUUAUGCGAGACAGCAGUCCCAGGGGUGAAGCCUCCAGUCCCUCAAAACAUGUCCUGGUGGUCCCCAAACAGCCCCUAUCUUCAACAAUGCCACAGCCUUGGACUGACUCCUCACCCCCAAUUCCCAUUUUUCAGGAGGUGCCCUUUACCUUGUCCCUCUGCAACCUACCUCCCAUGCUGAACCACUCUGUCUCCUACCCUUUGGCCAACUGCCCUGAAAAAAAUGUUCAUUUCUCUUCCCUUCCCAAACUGGCCCAUGGAACAAACUGCUUUAAUGCCAAGCCCUUUGCUUCUGAACUGUAGUCUCCUCUCAUUGAGGGAGGGAGCUGCAGGUACCAAGGCUCCUUUUGGUGGAAAACAGAGAUACCCUCAAGGAGUUGGUUAUUGACAAGGAGGUUAGAGCCAUCUGGAUAUUACAUCAUGAAAGAUUAAAAAAAAAAAAGGGUCUAAGUCUC